This is a messenger RNA of Sycon ciliatum, 2410 nucleotides long. RefSeq lists its product as uncharacterized. The transcript has a single exon. Lineage: Eukaryota; Metazoa; Porifera; Calcarea; Leucosolenida; Sycettidae. Bases 384 to 2009 code for a protein of 541 amino acids. The record is from RefSeq and is a predicted model, not a curated record.
GGGCCUUCGUCUUGUUUUUUGAAAGUGCUGACGUGCGUCGGGUCUGGCUGAGAAUCACGAGACCACGGCCACACCACCGCGGUCAUCAUAGUCUUUGGUGUCUUCAGGUCUUGGUGGUCUGUAAAAGAUGAAGAUGCAACGACCAGUUACAAUACUGUUCAUGAUGUGAAGCGCUCGCUUUUCAUCAUUCAGUUCGUUCUGCAGGGGAAAACUUGCAUUCAGAGCGGCAAGCAAUCUUCGCAGGAGAAUUUUGGCCACCUCACGGUUGCAGAGUGAGAGAUCGAGAGGAUAGUGUCCGAUCGCUAGGAAGGCAGAAAGACCGCUAGGGUUCAGUGAUUUCUCCAGAUUUGUAGAGCACUGCGUGCGAAGGAUUCCCGUUCAGGAUGAAGGUGGCAAUGAUUCUAUUAAUCUUGUCGUGCGUCCUGUUCAGCACUGGCUGGGCGCAUCUGUGCUUGCUGGAACCAAAGCAGCGAGGUCCGCUGGACGUGUCCGAGCCCGGCAGCCACACAUGCUUUCGCCAUGGCGAGCAGUGCGGAGGUGAAGCGGCUGGUGCCGUCGCAGCACACUUCACCGUAGGACAAACUGUCUUCAUCAAGUGGCAGCAGAACUUCAACCACUACGAAGUGGGCCAUCCAGGCUACAUGGACAUUGCCAUAGCGACGUCGGAAAACUCCACCGACUUCACGUUCCUGGCCGGUUUCGGUGAUAUAAAUUGGCACCAGCAGAGUCACCAGCAGAACUACACGGUACCGGUGGUGAUGCCGGACAUUGAGUGCGAGCAUUGCGUCAUACGGGCGCGCUAUCUGGCACACAAGCCAGGCGAGACCGUCUUCUACCAGUGCAGUGACGUGACCGUCCGUCGAGCCAGGCCAAAUGACGAAAUGGCCACCAGCCGACAGCGAGUACCCAAGAUCGGCAAGUGGCGUGAGGUGUCCGAUUUCAUUGAGAAGCACAAUGCACACCUGGACGGAAAGCGCACGGUUGCCAAGGCAAACGCUGAUACCAGUGGACUGUAUGGUCUAACGUGCAAUGCAUUUCAAAAUCCUCACAGCUGUGGAUUCGUGCGCAUUGAUGCAGAGACCGGAAUCGUCGGCAAGAUCGGCUCGGAGAAGUUUGGCGUGGAUGCAGCUGGCCCGCUACCCAGUGACAAUAACCCCGGUGACUACAUACUAGAUCAGGUUGUAGCCUAUGCUGGCGAGAACCUCGUCUACUACCUUGUUCACACGGGAACGGUGGACGACAAUAGCCAAAGCGUGAUUGCCGUCAGGACUGACAGCGGCAGUGCUCUGGAAACCUACCCAUUGACCGUCGGUGAGCCAGUGAAUGCCAUGCUCAUGACUGGCUCGGAGGUGGUCACACUGCAGAUCUACCGCAACACGAUCAAGACGGAUUCAUUCGACUUCCACUGGUCCAAGGUAGACCUGCAGACGGGCGUGCUUACCAAGUUCUUCCAGCCGGCCAAGCCCGAAGAUCUCUACAUCAACUAUCUGUGGAGCACGUACGACACCAAGAACCACAUUAUCUACUACCUGAUGGGCAACGAGAAUGCACCGUACGACCUGAACGCUCGCCUCUACGCCGUCAGCCUGAUUGCGGGCGCGGCGGAGAUUGCACCCGUCGAGCUCAACGUCACCAGAUACACGAUGGGCAGCAUUGAGUACGACUCGGCCAGCGAUCGCCUGGUAGCCAUAUCGCCAGGGCUGUACACGGAGGGCUCGCCGUCAUGGCACAUGGUGGAGGUAAAUCCACGUACAGGUGCAGUCUCAACGAUCUGUCAGAUCGCACCUGCCGGACUAUUCAAGGGAGACUACACCGGAGGAAUCUUCUUCGGUGAUCAGUCGACGUCCACGUUCUACGUCCGCCUGAGAGCCAUGACCGAAGGCCCACUCCAAGCGGAAGUGUUUGCCAGCGUCACCCUGCAUGGUGCGGCCAGUUGCACUGUGAGGUUCUCACGACUCGGAAACUACUACCACAUCCACAACUUGGCAUACCUCAGAUCCAGGUCAUAAGCACCAACUCUCAUGGACAAGAAGACUUAGUACAUUCAUGUAGAUCUGUAGAAGCAACGUAUGUUACGUCACGCUUCUACUCAGAUCACAUGAUCCCCUAGGAAUAUACUACUUUGAACAAUUUACCUUCCGAUGAUCAUGAACCAAUUUUAGGAAAAUCCCUGUCCCUGUAAGAUCUUAGUACAGGCUUGUCCUCAGACCUGGGUUUCUUGUUUCCCGGGGCGGCGAUGGACGUAACUAUGCUUACCCAACCACCCGUAUCCUACGAAUUCAGUACUGCAUAGCAAUGGUUCUUCAUAUCGAUUUGAGAUCGCUACACGUAGCAUUAGCGAACGAUAGUGAAGUUUCACAAGGGAGCAAACUGAGAAGAUCAACACUAGACGAACCCGUCUCAAGACGUA